CAUAUAUCUAUAUAUUAUGUUAUAUAACUUCUCAUUAUUAUGUACCACACGUGCCGAUUUCACAUCAGACCCAAAAGGUCAUUACAGCAUCUUGCGAAAGCAGACAACUUGCAAUUCUGUUCACAGUUGACCUCAAACACGAGGCCAACCACUAAGAGAAACUUAACGUUUUGGCAACUACCGUGCGAAUCUCACAUCGAAGCUAGCCAAUUUCGACCAUGCGAAGGCUGCACUCUCAUGCCUCUACCCUUCCUCCACCGUUGACAUAAGCGGAUGCCAUGGACGAGCGAGGUCAUCCAUACGCGGACUUUCGAUAAUUGCGAGGAUUCCCACGGCCAUUCAGCGAGCGGACCAACAUAUAAGGGAGAACUUCAGUCAUAGCAGGGCAGAUGUGCUGGGACCACCAUACACUACACUUGAAGUUUCUACCUAUCAUCUUCUUUUGAAGUCUUAAGCGGCUUAUAAUUGUCUUAAUCAUCAUAUUUUUGAAGCAUACUGAACUUAUGCUAUUAACUGUUUGUCGUUGUACAUGUUUUAUAAGUAUAUUAAAUUAAAUGUUUGUGAUUUACUCUGAAGUUAUUCUAUUAAAUAUCUAAAAACCUAUCACCACGAUUGUAACAACACUCAAACAGCCUGCAAUACAUACAUACAGGGCUACAGGGUUGCUACAUUGGCGCAGUCGGUAGGAUCGUUCAAAGACGGUAACGACAUCAAGUCCAACUGAUUUCAACUGGAAGGGACAAGUUAAUUGAAGCACUUCGUUGAAAUCGACGUUUUUGGAAGAACCAUUCAAAUAUGAACGCUCUUUUGGUCAUAGGAAUGUGUAUACUUCGAACAGUCUGCGCGGAUUUUCGGUACCACGUUGACACAUUAUCCGAUACCCAAAGCGGGUUAUACUAUGAAAAACUUGAUUCUCUUAAGGUUCAAACCAAGGAAGUUACUCUAUUGACUUAUUUAGACUUAAGUCAGUACAAUCAGAAUGCCCAACUACUAGAGGCAAGGGUUAAUGCAUCAUACGAAUAUUGUGAACACUUUACUAAAUCAUUUUCCCCUCAAUUAGCAUCAAUUAAUGAAAGCUAUAUUAAUUCUAUUCACGAUCAUUGUGUAACUUUAAACACACAAGCAAGGGUUUCUUUAUCUAGCAUUGUAAAUAAAACUGAUUUAAUCUUCAGAACUAUUGAACCUAGUCGUUCAAAGCGGGGAAUUCCUUUUAAAUUAUUAAGCAAGGCAGCUCGCCUACUAUUCGGAUUAUGCAGUGAGCUAUGUAUACAAAAUUCAGAUAAAAUAAUAGACAAGGCAUUAUCAGGUGAACAUUCGGUUCUACCAAUUCUAACAAAGGUCCUUGGCCUUCCUAACAUUACUUCUAAGCAGCCGUCUGUCGAUACUUUGGAAAUGAUAUCCGCAUAUGACCAAAAUAACACAAUAGGAGAUUUGGAUCGCGUUCGAAUAGACAACGCUUUAGCUCUAAACGCAUUACUUAAUCAAUUUUCACUAGAAGCGAACACUCUUUUUGAAAUACUCCAAAGCGCUAGGUUAGGUUAUAUACACCCUAGUCUGAUUAAUGACGAGGCAAUUCUAGAACAACUUAAGUCCAUUACAGAUCAAUUUGAUCCAAACACCGAAUUACCUUACGCCUUAUCACUACGAAAUAUACCUAAAUUACUAAAGGUAUCCAAACUAGCUAUAUAUUAUUCUAACGACCGAGUUGUACUAAAAAUAGGAAUUCCGUUAACAUAUGAUGAAACCUUAGAUGUAUUUCAUAUAUUACCUCAUCCUGUUUGUAUUAACCAUAAUUGUGUUUUUAUCAAGCCCAAAUUCCAUUACAUAGCUAUGACAGCCUCACGAAAGCUAUAUUCCACUUUCGAAAGAAUUGAUCAAGUAGAAUGCCAACAAACCGACGAAUUUAGAUUAUGUCCGGAAAUUUAUCCAUUACAUCUAACCUCAAAUAAACCCUUAUGCGAAGCCUUAUUAUUCCAAGAGUUAGACACAGCACCAGCUGUCUGUGAUAUAACAUUCAACCAAUUAGGUACUACGGUGUUCUAUAAGUUAACACAUCAAAAUAAAUGGUAUUUCAUUUCAAACGGGGAGUCAAUACUUAUUACCUGCAGUAACAGCACCAACAAGUCCCUAGCACUCAUUGAUAUAAUGGGUACUGGUAUUUUAACUCUUAACGAAACUUGCAAGGCUUAUGGUGCCGAUCAUGUAUUAAUUCCAAGCACUCCAACUAACGAACAAGAUAACUAUGGUAACUACAUAGCAAAUGUAACAAUAAAAGAAGCAAGCAUUUUGACUUCUGCUUUAGCUGAUCAAAUCCUUGAUCCUUUUCAAUCACCAAUAAGGUCCAUAACUGAUUUUUUAAAUACGGGAAAAACCCUCUCUCAGUUGCAGCUUCAACAAAAUCUGUUGCAAGCACCAAACAAACAUUUUUAUUAUAACUAUAUCUUAUUUAUAAUAUGUUCAAUUAAUUUACUAAUGAUACUUGCCAUAAUUUAUCUACAUGACAUUAACCAUCGGAAUUCUUUACGUCAACCGCGACGUCAAAUUGUAUAUACUCCAGGAGAGGAAGAAGGAGUAGAAUUAAGAGGAGUAAAUUAA
This is a messenger RNA of Adelges cooleyi (spruce gall adelgid), 2595 nucleotides long. RefSeq lists its product as uncharacterized. Lineage: Eukaryota; Metazoa; Arthropoda; Insecta; Hemiptera; Adelgidae. The record is from RefSeq and is a predicted model, not a curated record. The transcript has 2 exons. The coding region runs from base 796 to 2595 and encodes 599 amino acids.